AAUAGUAUCCACUCGUAAGAGGCAAAUCUGAUAAACAAAGACUAACCAGAGAAUGUUUCUAAUUACAGGCUCACCUAAUACAACGGCCUGAUCUAUAAUAGCCAUCAAAUAACGCGCUCCUGCCUGGCCAGGAUGUUAGCAUUCCCAAAGAAUGAAGCUUUUGGUGUCCCUUGGAUUUCCUGGCUUUUCCUCGCUACACUGGUUCAGCAAGGAACAGAGGCCUUUCAGUGUGACAACGGGGUGUCCGUGGCGCUUGACAAUGUGUGUGACUUCACAGAUCAGUGUGGGGACAAGAGUGAUGAGCAGCAAUGCUUGAAUUAUGAAAGAUGUGAUUUUGAGGACGGACUCUGUAAUAUGACUCAAGAUCAGAGUCUUCAACUCGGUUGGACAAAGAGAAAUGGCAUGACUGGUCCAUCACCUCCGUUUUAUGAUCACAACGGAGUUAUAUCUGCCCACUUCCUCUCAAUGGUCUCCAAAGAGGAUUCUAUUUCAACAUUAAGAAGCAGAGUUUUUCUUCCGACAAAUAACGAACAUGCUUGUCAGAUUACAUUUUAUUACUUCUCCAGCCAUGUGAGUGGCAUAUUAACGGCCAGUCUUCAAACUACCUGUGGUGGUCCUAUUCAGCAUUUAUGGCAAAACACAGAUGGGCCCCAAAAUCAGUGGGAGAGACACGUCAUCAAAAUUGAGUGCUCCCAGAGAUUUCAGGUUGUGCUUCAAGGUCAAAUGAUUUCAACUCAUGAACAGGAUGAAGUCAUAGCUGUUGAUGAUGUAUCUUUCAGUUCAGGCUGUUUGCCUGCACAUGAUGAAAUUUUACCAUAUCAAGAAGCGUUGGAUACCAAGCAGGAAGUAUGUCAUCCAGAUACAAGUCUCUGCAGAUUUGACACUAGAGAUGAAGGAUUGAGGUUGUGUCAGCCCUGUGGAUUUGAACUUGACAUGUGUGACUGGACGUCAGAAGCGUCUGCUGGGCAAAUUUCCUGGACGCGCACAAAAGCAAGAGAAGUUCCCGCAUUAGAAUCUGUACCUCAGCAGGAUCAAAGUAGUGAUGAUGAAGGUUACUGUAUGUGGCUAGGGACUAAGGAUACUUCUACUGUUAACCAUUUAGACAACAGGGCUUAUCUAAGCCGCUACGUGUCUCACUGCUUGGGCAAGAACUGCCAUCUUCAAUUUUAUUACACUAUGGAAAACAGUUUACUGAGAGUAGGGCUAAAUAAUAAUAAGGAAGAAGAAAUAUUUUGGACAUAUAACACAUCAACUCACAGAAAAUGGGUGAAAGCAGAUGUCUUAAUACCAGAAGGACUGAAGACAUUUAAGAUUAUUUUUGAAGGAGAUAUUUUGAGCCAGAAAGGUUUUAUUGGUCUGGAUCAGCUCUGGGUCUACGCCUGUGCACAGGACCCGUCCAGAAGAAAGCUUUGCUCUGCAGAUGAAUUCACUUGUGCCAGUGGCCAGUGCAUCUCCCAGGAAGCAGUCUGUGACUCUCAGCAGGACUGUUCUGAUGAGAGUGAUGAAGACCCAGCAAUUUGCUCAAAUUACCUCAUAUGUGACUUUGAGUCUGGUUUCUGCGGCUGGGAGGCAUUUCUCAUGGAAGAUUCACACUGGGAACUUGUGAAAGGAUUGACCAGUGGAGAGAACCAUCUUCCUGAUGCUCAUCACAUAGCAAACGCAAAUCAUGGAUCAUUUAUUUAUUUUGGGGCACGUCAAUCACCUGGAGUGGCCAAGCUCGCAAGUCCUGUUCUAAAAUCACUCACUGCUUCUACCCCAUGUCAGGUGCGGUUUUGGUAUCAUUUAUCUCAGCAUUCACAUCUCUCAAUUUUUACAAGAACAUCACUGGAUGGGAAUUUGCAAAAGCAAGGGGAUCUAAUUGGAAUCUCCGAAUCACAGUGGAGACAAGCAAAAAUCGAUCUCUAUGCAACGGCUGGAGAAUUUACUCUGCCUUUUCAGUUAAUUUUAGAAGCAACUGUUUUAUCAUCAAAUGCUAGUGUUGCUCUAGAUGACAUCAGUAUAUCCCAGGAAUGUGAAAUUUCAUAUGAAUUACUUCCAGAUGCCAACAUAGUAAACAAAGUUUCCAAAUGUGACUUUGAAACAAAUAGCUGUGGAUGGUUUGAAGCAAUUAGUGGUGACCACUUUGACUGGAUACGGAGCUCGAGAAGUGACCUUUCUGCCAAUUUUGGGCAACAGGCCCCAUCCCGUGAUCAUACUCACAACACAGCUCAAGGGCAUUUUAUGUUCAUUCUGAAGAAAAGCAGCAGCUUGUCACAAGUUGCUAAACUCCAGAGCCCAACUUUCAGCCAGACAGGACCCGGAUGUACCCUUUCUUUCUGGUUUUAUAACUAUGGCCUCUCUGUGGGAGCUGCUGUGCUACAGCUCCAUGAGGAAAAGUCCAAUGAUACCACACUCCUCUGGAGAGUAUUAUAUAACCAGGGCAACCAGUGGUCACAGGCAACCAUCCAGCUUGGACGCCUUACCCAGCCCUUCCAUCUGUCACUAGAAAAAGUCAGUCUUGGCAUAUAUGAAGGGGUCUCUGCUAUUGAUGACAUCAGCUUUGAAAACUGUACCCUUCCGGUCCCUGUGGAGAGCUGCAAAGGGCCCCAUCAUUUCUGGUGUCAACACACCAAGGCUUGCGUGGAGAAGCUCCGGUUAUGUGACCUGGUAGAUGAUUGUGGUGACCACACUGAUGAGGUUGACUGUGCACCUGAACUACAAUGCGACUUUGAAAAUGGAAUUUGUAACUGGGAACAGGAUACAGAAGAUGAUUUUGACUGGACCAGGAACCAGGGUCCAACAUCAACACUUAAUACAGGGCCAAUGAAGGAUAAUACUUUGGGCACAGCUAAGGGACACUAUCUCUACAUAGAAUCUUCGGAGCCACAGGUUUUCCAAAACACAGCAGCGUUGCUCAGCCCAGUCCUUAACGCCACUGACACCGAGGGCUGCACCUUCCGCUUCUAUUACCACAUGUUCGGAAAGCACAUCUAUAGGCUGGCCAUCUACCAGCGAAUCUGGAGUAACACAAGGGGGCAGCUGCUGUGGCAGGUAUUUGGGAAUCAAGGCAACAGAUGGAUAAGGAAACACCUGGACAUUUCCAGCAGGCAGCCUUUUCAGAUUUUGGUGGCUGCUUCAGUGGGAGAUGGCUUCACGGGGGACAUUGCAAUUGAUGAUUUGUCAUUUAUGGACUGUAUUCUCUAUCCUGGUAAUUUGCCAGUGGACCUUCCAAAACCACCAGAAACUUCAGUUCCAGUAACAUUACCUCCACACAACUGUACAGACAAUGAAUUUGUCUGCAGGUCCAAUGGCCAUUGUGUUGAAAAAACCCAGAAAUGUGAUUUUAGAUAUGACUGCCCUGAUAAGUCAGAUGAAUCAUCCUGCGCUAUGGAAGUUUGCAGCUUUGAAAAAGGAAAUCUGUGUGAAUGGUACCAGCCAAUCCCAGAAACUUUAAUUCAAGAUUCAAACACAUUCAGGUGGGGUCUCGGUAAUGGAACCAGUAUUCACCAUGGUGAAGAAAACCACAGGCCAUCGGUGGAUCAUACAAAAAAUACCACAGAUGGCUGGUACUUAUAUGCUGAUAGCUCAAAUGGAAAAUAUGGCGACAUUGCUGACAUCUUCACUCCUGUUAUUUCACGGACGGGACCAAAAUGUACCCUUGUGUUCUGGACUCAUAUGAACGGGGCCACAGUUGGUUCCCUACAGGUACUCAGCAAGAAAGGCAAUGUUACUUCUAAAUUGUGGGCUCAAAGUGGACAGCAAGGUGCACAGUGGAAAAAAAUAGAAGUGUUUUUAGGCAUUCAUUCACAUAUACAGAUUGUCUUUAGGGCAAGACGUGGUGUCAGUUACAUGGGAGAUGUAGCAGUGGAUGACAUUUCCUUUCAAGAUUGUUCUCCCCUACUCAGGCCAGACAGAAAGUGUACUGCUCAAGAAUUCACGUGUGCCAACAAGCACUGCAUUGCCCAGGACAAGCUGUGUGAUUUUGUGAAUGAUUGUGCUGAUGAUUCAGAUGAGACCGCCUUCAUUUGCAGUACCGCCAGGGGGCGCUGCGAUUUUGAGUUCGAUCUUUGUUCCUGGGAGCAGGAGCAGGACGAUGACUCUGACUGGAAUUUGAAAGCCAGCAGCAUGCCUGUUGUGGGCACAGAGCCAGCUGCUGAUCACACCUUGCGAAAUUCGUCUGGUCAUUACAUCUUCAUAAAGAGCUUGUUCCCUCAGCAGCCCAUGAGAGCAGCCAGAAUUUCAAGCCCCAUCAUAAGUAGAAGAAGCAAAAACUGCAAGAUAAUUUUUCAUUAUCACAUGUAUGGAAAUGGCAUUGGGGCACUCACCUUGAUCCAGGUAUCAGUCUCAAACCAAACGAAGGUCCUACUUAACCUCACGGUAGAACAAGGCAAUUUCUGGCAGCGGAAAGAACUAUUCCUGUCUGGCGAUGAGGACUUCCAACUCAAAUUUGAAGGUAGAGUUGGGAAAGGACACCGUGGUGACAUUGCAUUGGAUGAUAUUGUGCUUACAAAGAGUUGUCUGUCAUCCCAUCACUUCAUGAAAGAAGAACUACCAGCGCCUCUUCCGACAGGUUACUGCCCACUUGGCUAUCGGGAAUGUCAGAACGCCAAAUGUUAUAAACCAGAGCAAAGCUGCAAUUUUAUAGAUGACUGUGGAGAUUAUACUGAUGAAAAUGAAUGUGGGAGCUCCUGUACUUUUGAAAACGGCUGGUGUGGCUGGCAAAACUCCCUGGCUGAAAACUUUGAUUGGAUUUUGGGGGUUGGCUCGCAUCAAAGCCUAAGACCUCCCAAAGACCACACACUUGGAAAGGAAAAUGGGCACUUCUUGUAUCUGGAGGCUACCCCGGUGGGCCUUCGUGGGGAAGAGGCACACCUCAAGAGUGCUGUGUUCCCAGAAUCCAGUGCUACCUGCACCAUGAGCUUCUGGUAUUUCAUAUCUGCAAAAGCCACGGGGUCCAUUCAAGUUCUCAUCAAGACUGAGGAAGGACUAUCAAAAGUAUGGCAAGAAAGUGAGCAGAACUCCGGUGGUCAUUGGCAAAAGGCAGUCAUCCUGCUAGGAAAGUUAAGGAAUUUUGAAGUUAUAUUUCAAGGGAUCAGAACAAGGGAUCUAGGAGGAGGAGCUGCCAUUGAUGACAUUGAAUUUAAAAACUGCACAACCGUGGGAGAGACUUUUGAGAUUUGUCCAGGAACUACUGAUUUUUUGUGCCACAACAAGAAAUGUAUUGCAUCGCACCUCGUCUGUGACUAUAAACCAGACUGCUCUGAUAGGUCUGAUGAAGCUCACUGUAGCCAGUAUACAAGCACAAUGGGAAGCUGCAAUUUUGAAACAUCUUCAGGAAACUGGACCACAGCCUGCGGUCUUACUCAAGACUCUGAAGAUGACUUGGAUUGGGCCAUUGGCAGCAGAAUUCCUGUGGAAGCAUGGCGUGCAGACUCCGAUCACACACCAGGUAGUGGCCAGCACUUCCUGUAUGUCAACUCAGCUGGCCCCAAAGAAGGAUACACUGCAAGAAUCACUACUUCCCAACACUUCCCAGCAAGCCUUGGAAUGUGUACUGUUCGGUUCUGGUUCUACAUGAUCGAUCCCAGGAGUGUGGGAAUACUAAAGGUGUAUACCAUUGAGGAAUCUGGGCUAAACAUCCUGGUUUGGUCGGUGAUUGGGGACACGAGAGCCGGUUGGAUAUAUGGGCAUGUACAUCUCUCCAGUAACAGUGCGUUUAAGGUGGCAUUUGAAGCUGAUUUGAGUGGAAAUGAAGACAUCUUUAUUGCCCUUGAUGAUAUCUCCUUUACCCCAGAAUGUGUUUUUGGAGGCCCUGUAACAACACAGCCACCACCAUGUGAAGCUGAUCAAUUUUCUUGUGUCUAUGCACUCCAGUGUGUCCCUCUCUCAGGGAAAUGUAAUGGACAGGAAGAUUGCAUAGACGGAUCGGAUGAAAUAGAUUGCUCUCUCAGCCCCACUCCUCAGCUUUGCAGUAACAUGGAGUUCCAGUGUUCUACCCACGAGUGCAUCCCAUCCCUCCUGCUGUGUGAUGGAGUGCCUGACUGUCACUUUAAUGAAGAUGAAUCCAGCUGCUCCAAUGACAGCUGUUCUGAUGGAGCUUUGCUGUGUACAUCCUCUAACAGCUGUGUCCCACGUCACAAGCGCUGUGAUGGUUUUGCCGACUGCAUGGACUUCCAACUUGAUGAGUCCAGCUGCUCAGAAUGUCCAAUGGCUUACUGCAGAAAUGGUGGGACUUGUGUAGUGGAGAAAAAUGGUCCUAUGUGUCGAUGUGGACAAGAAUGGAAAGGAAAUCGAUGCCACAUCAAAGUUAACCCGCCUACUGCAGAUUUCGCCUACACUCAAAAUAGCAUAUGGACUCUCCUGGGUAUUGGAUUCGCUUUCCUGAUGACUCAUAUUACAGUUGCGGUCUUAUGUUUCCUUGCGAACAGAAAAGUACCAGUAAGGAAAACUAAAGGAAGUGUUAACUGUGCAUUUGUUAAUCCAGUUUAUGGGAAUUGGAGCAACUCAGAGAAAACAGAGAAUUCUAUAUACUCCUUCUCAAAUCCAUUAUAUGGCACAACAUCAGGAAGCCUGCAGACCAUAUCUAAUCAUCCCAAAUAGAUAGAAGCUGAGGCAAUAGAAG
This is a messenger RNA of Rhinolophus ferrumequinum (greater horseshoe bat), 6601 nucleotides long. It is a transcript of the gene MALRD1, whose product is annotated as MAM and LDL receptor class A domain containing 1. NCBI's taxonomy places the organism in Eukaryota, Metazoa, Chordata, Mammalia, Chiroptera, Rhinolophidae. The record is from RefSeq and is a predicted model, not a curated record. Gene Ontology annotation, cellular component: membrane. The coding region runs from base 133 to 6579 and encodes 2148 amino acids. Gene Ontology annotation, molecular function: protein binding. The transcript is spliced from 40 exons.